AUGGCGGGUGAAUAUGAUACAGCAAUAACGGUCUUUUCGCCUGAUGGUCGUCUAUUUCAAGUUGAAUAUGCUCAAGAAGCUGUGAAAAAAGGUUCAACAGCUGUGGGUGUACGUGGCAAAAAUAUUGUGGUAUUAGGUGUUGAGAAAAAAGCUGUUGCCGUUUUACAAGAAGAUCGAACAGUACGAAAAAUUUGUGUACUCGAUGAUCAUGUUGCUAUGGCAUUUGCCGGAUUGACAGCUGAUGCUCGUGUUUUAAUGCAUCGUGCGCGAAUAGAGUGUCAAAGUCAUCGUUUAAAUGUUGAAGAUCCUGUGACAAUUGAAUAUAUCACACGUUAUAUUGCCGAUUUACAACAAAAAUAUACACAAGGACGAGGAAGAAGACCAUUUGGAUUAUCUACAUUAAUUGUCGGGUUUGAUUAUGAUGGAAUACCCAGAUUAUAUUCGACAGAUCCUUCAGGUAAAGAUCAUGUUCGUCUCUAUCUAUCAUUGAAAAGUACUUACCAUGAAUGGAAAGCAAAUGCCAUCGGUCGCCAAGCUAAAACAGUUCGGGAAUAUUUAGAAAAAGCUUACACUGAACAAAUAUAUGAAUCAUCACAUGAAACAAUUAAAUUAUGUUUAAGAGCUCUUCUAGAAGUUGUUCAAUCUGGUUCAAAAAAUGUUGAAAUUGCUGUGAUGUACAGACAUAAACCAUUAAAAACAUUACAAACGGAUGAAGUCGAAAAAUAUAUUGCCGAAAUUGAAAAGGAAAAUGAAUUGGAAGCGGAAAAGAAAAAACAAGCCAGACAACAAAUGGGAGGACAAGCCCAAUCGACAACUACAGCGUAG
Molecule: messenger RNA, 825 nt
Organism: Didymodactylos carnosus
Lineage: Eukaryota; Metazoa; Rotifera; Eurotatoria; Philodinida; Philodinidae
Source: the annotation of a GenBank genome assembly